Tribolium madens (black flour beetle) is the source of this 1263-nucleotide messenger RNA. RefSeq names its product homeobox protein engrailed-1a-like. Gene Ontology annotation, molecular function: DNA-binding transcription factor activity, RNA polymerase II-specific; RNA polymerase II cis-regulatory region sequence-specific DNA binding. The transcript has 2 exons. Gene Ontology annotation, cellular component: nucleus. The coding region runs from base 90 to 953 and encodes 287 amino acids. NCBI's taxonomy places the organism in Eukaryota, Metazoa, Arthropoda, Insecta, Coleoptera, Tenebrionidae. Gene Ontology annotation, biological process: regulation of transcription by RNA polymerase II; multicellular organism development; neuron differentiation. The record is from RefSeq and is a predicted model, not a curated record.
AAACUUACUCAGUUUGACAGCGUACUUUUCGAAGUAAACACUUGAUCCCAGUGCAAGUGGCUUUGAGUGUGGUGAACUUAUGACCGAAAAUGGCGUUUGAGGACCGCUCCAGCCCUAACACCACCGACGAGGCCACCCAGAUCAAAUCCCCCAACUCCCCCGAAUCCUCCCGGACCUCUCCCUACACCUGCACCACCAUAUCGCAGGACUCUCUCAAGAACGACUUCUUCCGCAUCACGUCUUUCGCUCUGUCUAGUCCUAGGGCAACCCCGUCACCGCCACUCCAGCCCGAACCCGUCAUCCAAACCCUCAAAUACUCCAUCAGGAACAUACUAAAACCAGAAUUCGGGAAAAGCGCCGUACUUAAGACACGCACGAGCCCCAAGAUUGGCUUCAAGCCCUAUGAAAUUAAAGAGGACCUGAAACCUUUCUCCACAGCUCCUUUGGGCAGCCUGUGCCAAGCCGUGUCGCAGAUCGGAACGAGUCCGGAGCCAGCGGCAAGGCCAAAGAGUCCUGUGAAGGGGCUGUUGCCCACUCCGGACGAAAUCAAGAAGGAUGAGGGGUCGGUGCCCACCUUGUGGCCCGCUUGGGUCUACUGCACGCGGUAUUCGGACCGGCCCAGUUCAGGGCCGCGUUCACGCCGGAUGAAAAAAACGACCAAACCCAACAGUGAAGACAAGAGGCCUAGAACGGCUUUCUCCAGUGCUCAACUGGCACGCCUCAAGCAUGAGUUUAAUGAAAAUCGAUAUUUAACUGAACGAAGGAGGCAGCAAUUAAGUGCUGAGUUGGGUUUAAAUGAAGCACAAAUCAAAAUUUGGUUUCAAAAUAAGCGAGCGAAAAUCAAGAAAUCCUCGGGUCAGAAAAAUCCAUUGGCGUUGCAGCUGAUGGCGCAGGGACUUUAUAAUCACUCGACAGUGGCGUGCGACGAGGAUGACUUGCCUCUGUCGUCUUAAUAUAUUUUUUAUAGUUUUAAGUCGAUCUCAUUGUAUUUAUUAUGUACAAAUCAUUUAUAUUAGUAUUGUUAUGUACAUAUUUGUAGAGCAUUAAUUUUUUUUAAGAAAGUCAUAUCUCAUACGUAGUUGCGUAAUUUAUAAGUCAUUAUUGCUUGAAAUUUUGCGUGAAAAUAACACGAGUAGUUACGUAGAUGUAGAUCGCUAUGUAUGAUAAAAGCCUUAAAAAUAGACUGAUUAAAUAUUUAGAUUAUAGCAAAUUGUGCAAUGUUCUCUUUCUUGUAAAUAUGAAAUAAAUAUUGUUCUUCCAUCA